UCGAAGAAGCUGAGAAACCGUCUCGUUGUGUAGUGACCUCUCGCCUUUAUGCUCAAGUCGUCGCCGCUCCCGCUGCCACUCCCCUACCCAUACCUGUGAAAGCCAGAGUUUCCCGUCAUCGACAGCAAGGGAACCGUCGCCAGCUUCUCACUGAGGCCCAGCUGAGGUUGUGCUCCUAUUCGAUGCCGCCCUCAUCGAAGACGGUACGAAGUGGACUCAGCAUACUGACGGAACCUGCUACGUCUAGGCCGCCUCCGCGCGGGUGAAUGGAAAGUGUUGAAACAAAUGGCAUGCUGGAGUCACCCGGUCGAUAUCAGCUACUUGCUCGUCAAAACCAUUGUUUUGCCACCCAUCCAAGGCCUAGAUGACACUGGGGACUUGCCGCAUCCCCAAUAUGGGAGCCGGCUCGUUGACCUCAUGGCUGGCUCUGCGUUGAACCGGUUUCUCGAUGCACUGGACAUUCACCCCGGGAUCCGGUCAUACUAUACCUUGCACAGAGUGUCGGUCCACGAUUUCGGUGCGGGUUACGAGCUGAUUCAUGAUGGCAACGGUGUAGAGCAACAAGAUCCUUUGCAUGUAAUCAACUGUAGCGUCUGGGAGUCGAUCCACGGUGGCUGGCAUGUCCACAAUCAGAGAGCGUUGCGCUGGUUUGAUACAUGCUGGGAUGCGUCGAACCGUCCGCCCUCCUCCGAUGUCUUACUUUGGGAAUCUGACGACACCGAUCCCGCUUUGUUGGCGACUGCCGCGGAAGCACAGCAAUGGCGAGACCAUAACCCGCGAUCGAAUGCCCUACACCGAUUCUUGGACAGGCGGCGCGCUGCGCUGUGUCAAAAUUUGGCUAAACAAGGGUUCACUGAGCUUCUGUAUGUGCAGGCAGGGAGGUUGUUGCUCUGUGACGAGUUGCUCAGGAACUACGGGUUCCACCGAAGCAGAGGCCCUAUCUUUGACUAUGUGCUCGCGAGACAUCCCACGGAUGAGACCAGGCCUCUGAUGGGAUGGGUGAUACUGCGUUCACCUGUGGAUUAUGACUGAAGACUUGGGCCUUCUGAUCCUGCUAUCCGUGCAUUCUAAUAUUGACUUGAAUGAUAGAUUGUGAUGAUUCCUUGAACGGGAACCGACUUGGUGUAUGUGGAGCCCAUAUGUGGUGCAUG
Molecule: messenger RNA, 1151 nt
Organism: Fimicolochytrium jonesii
Lineage: Eukaryota; Fungi; Chytridiomycota; Chytridiomycetes; Spizellomycetales; Powellomycetaceae
Exons: 1
Coding region: 286-1032 (248 amino acids)
Source: RefSeq, a predicted model, not a curated record